CGGCCUGCUACCGACGUCCUCUCUCCACCCGGUAUGCGCGUAAAGGUCGAAACUGUCGCGCCUCUGCCGCACGUCAAGGCCUGGUUCAGCACUCAUGCGGUUCCUUCCAUCCUCGAUCUCAAAACUUCUCUCUGCACCGACCUUCUACCCCUCGCUCAUGAACGCGUCCGCCCGCAAGACAUCCUCCUACUCCUAGACGACUUUGAGCUCUUGGACACGAGCCCAAUCGAUGUUGUACACGAUGGAGACCUUGUAGUCAUUAAGAAACGCCCAGGCAAACGAAAAGCUUCCCUGCGAGACGAAGCCAGUCCUGCGCGCAAGCGGACAAAAGCGGACGAUGGCAGGGCGGUUUCUCGGGUACCCCAACCUCCUGCGAAGAACCGCGCCUCUUCCAAAUCGAGGCCACAAGCCCCGCACGAAUCGUCUUCGGAGUCCAGCUCAGACUCAAGUUCGGACUCUGAGGACUCAGCUGAAGAAGAUUCAGACUCGGAUUCGGACUCGGACUCAGAUUCCGACGCCUCCUCCUCGUCUUCCUCCUCGUCCACAUCCUCCACCUCAAGCGCUCCAGCCGUCGAGCCUUCAAAACGAAAACAAGUCAAUGGCACCGCCAAAGCUCCUGCACCCGCUGCUUCCACUCACCCAUCCAUCCCGCCCGGGUUCGGGAAGCCUACGACGCACAGCCGCAACCUUCGCCGACGACGCAAGAAGAUGUACGAGCGCCUCUCGCUCACCGCCGAGCCCGCCAGCGUGAACGACAUCCCCCUCGGCGAGCGUGCCCGCACAGACGACGCCUCUCCCGCUUCGUCGCCCCCAGAGCCCGAGCCCACCGCCCUCGCCCCGCCCGCGCAAGGCAAGACCAAGGGCAAGGGCAAAGAGACGGCCGUGGAGGAACACCCCGCGUUCCUGAUGGCCUCCCUGCAGAACAAGAACAAGCGGCGCGGGUUCAAGCACGCGCUCACGCAGGGCGUUCCCGCCAAGAUCCUCUUCUCCGACGCCCCACGGCCAGCGGCAGAACAGAACAUGGACGUCGACGCAGACGCGCGCGUCGUCGAGGCCGGGCUCAUGCUCGAGUCCCAGCGGAGCUCCUCGCGCGCACAGCCGCGCCUCGUGCCCCCGUCCGAGAAGCAGGAGCGCGGGCUGCUCCCCGCGAACAUGUUCGUCACGAGCGUGGACGUCGAGGAGGGCCUGUGGCCCGCCAAGGGCAAGAAGAAGAAAAAGAAGAAGGCGCCUGUCAAGGAGGCGCAAUGGGACUACGAGGAGGAGGAACAGACGUUUGCUGGGGGGCUGCCGUACGACGACGUGCCGGAGGUGCCCGCCGCUGUGCCUGCGGCGGGUGCGCAGGACGAUUCGGCCUCGACGGAGCGCGUGGUGGUUGCUGCGCGGUGGGAUACGCUUCGAAAGAUCACAGACAAGGAACAGGUGCAAAUUGGGACAACUGUCGCUUGGAAGGCGCUCGGGAUCAACUUCGCUACGUUCACGCCGGAGGUACUUCUACACGUCGGGCGUGUUGCGAAGUGCGACGAAGAGCUCGUCGUCGAGCUCGUUGCUGAGCCAGGUUCAGCUGAGCUGUCGUUUGGUGGGGUGGUCGAGGAGGACGGCGGAGUGGCCGAGGAGACGUUCCAAUGGUCGGACGUGCUCCAAGGUGACUGGCGCCUGGUCUCUGCACGAUAAGACGGUCACAGGCGCUAUCAUUUGCUUUCCCGUAUGCAUCUCAUACGGUGCACACUUUUUAUGCUGAGGCCC
This is a messenger RNA of Trametes versicolor FP-101664 SS1, 1743 nucleotides long. RefSeq lists its product as uncharacterized. The record is from RefSeq and is a predicted model, not a curated record. The transcript has 4 exons. NCBI's taxonomy places the organism in Eukaryota, Fungi, Basidiomycota, Agaricomycetes, Polyporales, Polyporaceae. Bases 34 to 1671 code for a protein of 545 amino acids.